Messenger RNA from Micromonas pusilla CCMP1545, 1466 nucleotides. RefSeq names its product histone acetyltransferase. The record is from RefSeq and is a predicted model, not a curated record. Gene Ontology annotation, biological process: positive regulation of transcription by RNA polymerase II; chromatin remodeling. NCBI's taxonomy places the organism in Eukaryota, Viridiplantae, Chlorophyta, Mamiellophyceae, Mamiellales, Mamiellaceae. Gene Ontology annotation, molecular function: protein binding; histone H3 acetyltransferase activity. Gene Ontology annotation, cellular component: histone acetyltransferase complex. The transcript has a single exon. The coding region runs from base 1 to 1413 and encodes 470 amino acids.
AUGGAAGCGAUCCGGUCGUUCUUCGGCGGCUCGUCCGCGGGGACCGGCGGCGGGGACUCGGACGGCCCCCCGGACGCGAAGCGCGCGAGAAGGGACGAAGAAGAGGCGUCGAUCGGGGGAUCCGACUCUGACUCCGACGCGGACGGCGGCGGCGGCGGCGGCGACGACGACGACGAUGGCGGCGGCGGCGGCGGCGGCGGCGGCGCGAACCCGGGCGCGGACGGCGCGCGCGGGAACGCGAACAACCCGGGCGGCGCGAGGGACACGCUCGGGCAGUACGCGCAGCGCGAGAUCCACCUCCGGAAGCAGGAGGACGACGGCGAGCUCGUGUACAAGGUGAUCAAGAACGACGGGAAGGAGCAGCACUCGGAGUGGCUCGUGCACUUGAAGAACAUCUUCAGCAAGCAGCUGCCGAACAUGCCGAAGGAGUACAUCGUUCGGUUGGUGUUCGACCCGAGGCAUCACUCGAUGAUCUGCCUGAAAAACGACGCGGUCAUCGGCGGGAUCACGUACCGGCCGUUCUGGCGACAGAACGUCGGCGAGAUCGCGUUCUGCGCGGUGAGCGCGAACGAGCAAGUCAAGGGGUACGGCACUCGGCUCAUGAACCACCUGAAGGAGUACGUCUGCGACAAGGAGUCGAUGACGCACCUCAUCACGUUCGCGGAUAACAACGCCGUCGGGUAUUUCCAAAAGCAAGGGUUCACGAAAGACGUCAUGAUGGAACGCGAGAAGUGGGUCGGAUACAUCAAAGAGUACGACGGCGGGACGAUCAUGGAGUGCUCCCUCAGCGCGCAGGUUUCGUACACGGAGUUCCCGAUCAUGAUCCGUCAGCAGAGAAAAUGCGUGGACGAGGUGGUGAAGACGAUGUCAAACGCGCACGUCGUGUACCCGGGGUUGAAACAGUUCGAACAACCCCCGGGGCCGGGCGGCGUGUACAAGCCCAUACCGGUGGAUCGGAUCAAGGGCGUGAAAGAGGCGGGGUGGACGCCCCCGGGGCCGCCGAAGUACCGGCUGGUGCACCCCGGGUGCGGCGACGGCGCGCCGACGCCGGAGAAUCUGAAUCGAUUCAUGCGCGCGCUCGUGAAUUUGGUGCAAAAUCACAUCGACGUGUGGCCGUUCUUGGAGCCGGUGAACGCGGAGGAGGUGCCGGACUACUACGACGUCGUGAAGGACCCGAUAUGCAUGGAGACGAUCAAAGAUCGCGUCGAGAACGGGGAGUAUUACGUCACCUUAGAGAUGUUCGCCGCGGACUUCAGGGUGAUGUUCAAUAAUUGCCGUCUCUAUAACGCCCCGGACACGAUGUUUUACAAGUGCGCGACGCGGCUGGAGGCUUUCUUCGAGAGUAAGGUCGCCGCGGGGAUCACGUGGAAGGCGAGUCGGGGGUCGGUGUCGGGGUACUUGAACCGCGAUUAGGAGUGUAGUUUUUAAUCAACGUCUUCGACGCGUGGUCGCGUCUCUCGUGUUCG